Molecule: messenger RNA, 417 nt
Organism: Dovyalis caffra
Lineage: Eukaryota; Viridiplantae; Streptophyta; Magnoliopsida; Malpighiales; Salicaceae
Source: the annotation of a GenBank genome assembly
AUGGUGAUAACACCAGCAGCCGCAAGCCGACUUCGGCAAGAAAAUGGCAAUGAAGUUACCCACUAUCGGCCCAAUCCAACCGUUGAUCCUCGGUCUUCAUUCAAUGGUGCGAGUGAAGGUCUACGGGUGGAUGAGCCUAUGUUAGUUCAACCAAUUUCUCCGAACAGUACCCCAAAUGGUCUUGAUUGCAUGGAAAUUGGAGAUGCUCGUCAAGGGUCGCCAAUGCUAGUGAGCAAGUUAUUAAAUCCGAGGGUCGGAAUAAGAAGAAAACUACAGUAUCAAGUGAGAGACAUGAUGAAGAAAGCCGCAUCCGCUGCAGAGACCAUAGAGCAUAAUCGUAGUAUUGGUGGCACGCACGAAGUCCCGGAUGAGGAGGAGACCGACAUUCGAGCAACGACAAGGAACUCCUCAUGUUGA